AUGGCCAUGAGGGCGGUGCUGGUGGCCGUCGUGCUGAUGCAGUGCUGCAACAUGAUCGUCACGGCAAGACCGUUGCUGGAAACGCCGGCGGUAGCGGGAGGGGCCGCCGGCGCCGGUACCAGCUGGCUGGGGCUCAUCAUGCAGGUGCUACAGGGCGGCAACAACCACAAGUGCACGGCUCCCAACGGAUCGUGCCCCUGA
Molecule: messenger RNA, 201 nt
Organism: Miscanthus lutarioriparius
Lineage: Eukaryota; Viridiplantae; Streptophyta; Magnoliopsida; Poales; Poaceae
Source: the annotation of a GenBank genome assembly